Messenger RNA from Effrenium voratum, 602 nucleotides. NCBI's taxonomy places the organism in Eukaryota, Dinophyceae, Suessiales, Symbiodiniaceae. The record is from the annotation of a GenBank genome assembly.
AGGUUCAGGUCAUUCACGCCCAGUUCUUUUAGCCGCGCCAUGGGGAGUGCGGCGUCGUCCAAGCUGCAGGGCGUGAAGGAUGCCAGCGUCUCGGAGCUGAAGGACUCUGUCAAGGACCUUUCGUCUGAGAAACUGCAAUGGUGUCCAGUCCAGAGGAGAAAGAGAAAGUUUUGUGUGCCAUUUCGCUGCUGGAGCUCGCGGAGCUCGCCGGACGCUACCACGCCAGCGCUUCGAACGGUGACUGGGGAGACUACUCCAUCCACGUGACGAUUGACAGCGCGGCCAUGGCGGUGAUCAGGACGAGCGCUUGCUUCUUCAGGGACAGCCCCGCGGAAAUCGCCGAGCACAAGGGCCCCUGUUCCUUGUCCGGAGAUGUCCUGACCAUCGCGUGUCCUGAGGCGCCCAUGGUGUUCAAGGUCCGGGAGGGCGCCCUGGCCCUGCUCAAGAAGGACGGCUCCAUCGAUGAGAUCCAAGGUGGCUACGAUGGAACUCCCAAGCCCGCCAUUCUGAAGAAGAAGUGAGGCCAUGAGAAGCGCUUCUCGCGGGAGGCGGCGUUCUCCUAACGGAGUCAACGUUCCUUUCGACGUGAUGUCGGGGACUUC